Molecule: messenger RNA, 5605 nt
Organism: Peromyscus maniculatus bairdii (prairie deer mouse)
Lineage: Eukaryota; Metazoa; Chordata; Mammalia; Rodentia; Cricetidae
Source: RefSeq, a predicted model, not a curated record
CACACACACACACCCGUGCUAGUUUUUAUAGCUGGGGCUGAGGGGAGACUGGACUCCUGUCCUACAGGACCAGCCCCAGAUCCAUGUGCUACUUGUAUGCUGGGAGUCUCAGCCAAGAUUUGGUUCUGGGAAGCUCCCUUGCUUUUGACCAGAGUCAGGUACAAAUCGGGGCUCCCUGGGAAUGAAUUCAGAGGGCAUCUGGUCGGAAGGCCAACAGAAGGAUUCUGCAUGCCGGAACCACAGAUGCUAUCUCUCCGGCCAGGUGCUGUGGGGCCGACAUGAAGUUGAAAAAGCAGGUGACGGUGUGCGGGGCUGCCAUCUUCUGUGUGGCUGUCUUUUCACUCUACCUGAUGCUGGACCGCGUGCAGCACGAUCCUGCCAGACACCAGAACGGGGGCAACUUCCCCAGGAGCCAAAUUUCUGUGCUGCAGAACCGGAUUGAACAGCUGGAACAGCUGUUGGAGGAGAACCACGAGAUCAUCAGCCACAUCAAGGACUCCGUGCUGGAGCUGACGGCCAAUGCGGAGGGCCCGCCAGCCCUGCUGCCCUACCACACGGCCAACGGCUCCUGGGCAGUGCUCCCAGAGCCCCGGCCCAGCUUCUUCUCUGUCUCCCCCCAGGACUGCCAGUUUGCUUUGGGGGGCAGGGGGCAGAAGCCAGAACUACAGAUGUUAACUGUGUCUGAGAACUUGCCAUUCGACAAUGUGGAGGGUGGCGUGUGGAGGCAAGGUUUUGACAUCUCCUACAGCCCAAAUGACUGGGAUGCCGAAGACCUGCAGGUGUUUGUGGUGCCCCACUCACACAAUGAUCCAGGCUGGAUCAAGACUUUUGACAAGUACUACAUGGAACAAACCCAACACAUCCUCAACAGCAUGGUGUCCAAGCUGCAGGAAGAUCCCCGACGACGCUUCCUCUGGGCAGAAGUCUCCUUCUUCGCCAAGUGGUGGGACAACAUCAGUGCCCAAAAAAAGGCAGCAGUUCGAAGGCUGGUGGGAAACGGGCAGCUGGAGAUCGCAACAGGCGGGUGGGUGAUGCCAGAUGAGGCCAACUCCCAUUACUUUGCCCUGAUUGACCAGCUCAUCGAGGGGCACCAGUGGCUGGAGAGGAACCUGGGUGCACCCCCUCGCUCGGGCUGGGCAGUGGACCCCUUUGGGUACAGCUCCACCAUGCCUUACCUGCUACGCCGUGCCAACCUGACCAGCAUGCUGAUUCAGAGGGUGCAUUAUGCCAUCAAGAAGCACUUUGCUGCCACUCACAGCCUGGAGUUCAUGUGGAGGCAGAUGUGGGAUCCAGACUCCGGCACAGACAUCUUUUGCCACAUGAUGCCCUUCUACAGCUAUGACGUUCCACACACCUGUGGCCCUGACCCCAAGAUCUGCUGCCAGUUUGAUUUCAAACGUCUGCCGGGUGGGCGCAUCAACUGCCCUUGGAAGGUGCCUCCGAGGGCUAUUACAGAGGCCAAUGUGGCAGACAGGGCAGCCCUGCUCCUGGACCAGUACCGGAAGAAGUCCCGGCUCUUCCGAAGCAAUGUCCUCCUUGUGCCGCUGGGCGAUGACUUCCGGUAUGACAAGCCCCAGGAGUGGGAUGCCCAGUUCUUCAACUACCAGCGGCUCUUUGACUUCCUCAACAGCAGGCCUGAGCUGCAUGUGCAGGCCCAGUUCGGGACCCUCUCCGAGUAUUUUGAUGCCCUCUAUAAGAGGACGGGAGUGGAGCCCGGUGCCCGGCCUCCAGGGUUUCCUGUGCUGAGUGGAGAUUUCUUCUCUUAUGCUGACCGGGAGGACCACUACUGGACAGGCUAUUUCACUUCCCGGCCUUUCUAUAAGAGCCUGGACCGAGUCCUAGAAGCCCACCUGCGUGGGGCAGAGGUUCUAUACAGCUUGGCUGUGGCUCAUGCCCGCCGCUCUGGACUGGCUGGCCAGUACCCGCUGUCUGAUUUUGCUCUUCUGACGGAAGCUCGCCGCACGCUGGGGCUCUUCCAGCACCACGAUGCCAUCACCGGAACUGCCAAGGAGGCGGUGGUAGUAGACUAUGGGGUCAGGCUGCUGCGGUCCCUGGUUAGCCUGAAGCAGGUCAUCAUCAAUGCUGCUCACUAUCUGGUGCUGGGGGACAAGGAGACCUAUGGAUUUGACCCUGGGACACCCUUCCUCCAAAUGGACGACAGUCGUUUAAGUCACGAUGCCCUGCCGGAGCGCACGGUGAUCCAGCUGGAUUCCUCACCCAGGUUUGUGGUGCUGUUUAACCCGCUGGAACAGGAGCGGCUCAGUGUGGUGACCCUGCUGGUCAACUCCCCAAGGGUGCGAGUCCUGUCAGAGGAGGGCCAGCCCCUGUCUGUGCAGAUCAGCAUGCACUGGAGCUCGGCCACCAACGUGGUCCCCGAUGUCUACCAGGUGUCGGUGCCCAUCCGCCUGCCAGCCCUGGGUCUGGGUGUGCUGCAGCUGCAGCCCGAUCUCGAUGGGCCCUACACGCUGCCGUCUUCUGUACGCGUCUACCUGAACGGUGUGAAGCUGUCCGUCAGCAGGCAGACGGCAUUCCCUCUCCGUGUCAUGGACUCCAGCACCAGCGACUUCGCCAUCAGCAAUCGCUACAUGCAGGUCUGGUUCUCCGGCCUUACUGGGCUCCUCAAGAGCAUCCGAAGGGUGGACGAGGAGCAGGAACAGCAGGUGGAGGUGAAGGUCCUCAUCUACGGCACCCGCACGUCCAAGGAUAAGAGUGGAGCCUACCUCUUCCUGCCUGACAGCGAGGCCAAGCCCUAUGUCCCCAAGAAGCCCCCCGUGCUCCGAGUCACCGAAGGCCCGUUCUUCUCGGAGGUGGCUGCGUACUACGAGCACUUUCACCAAGUGGUUCGCCUUUACAACCUGCCAGGGGUAGAGGGUCUGUCUCUGGACAUGGCAUUCCUGGUAGACAUCAGGGACUAUGUGAACAAGGAGCUGGCCCUGCGCAUCCACACGGACAUUGACAGCCAGGGUACUUUCUUCACAGACCUCAAUGGCUUUCAGGUACAGCCCCGGCGGUAUCUGAAGAAGUUGCCCCUGCAGGCUAACUUUUACCCCAUGCCAGUCAUGGCCUACAUCCAGGAUGGACAGAGGCGCCUCACACUGCACACUGCCCAGGCCCUGGGUGUCUCCAGCCUCGCUGACGGCCAGCUGGAGGUGAUCUUGGACCGACGGCUGAUGCAGGACGACAACCGGGGUCUGGGCCAAGGGCUCAAAGACAACAAGAUCACCUGCAACCGCUUCCGCCUCCUGUUAGAGCGGCGGACCGUGAGCCAGGAGCCUGGCUUUUUCUCCAAACUGGCAACCAUGUUUAGGGGCUUGAUCUUUUCCAGCAACACGAUCAGGAGCCCAAAGGUCCAAGAUGAGCGCUCUACCAGCUACCCGUCCCUCCUCAGCCACCUGACUUCCAUGUACCUCAACACGCCUCCACUCGCCUUGCCCGUGGCCAAGAGGCAGGCCACCAGCCCUGCUCUGCGCUCUUUCCACCCUCUGGCUUCUCCGCUGCCCUGUGACUUCCACCUGCUCAAUCUCCGCACGCUCGCAGCUGAGGACACCUCCCCCUCAGCUGAUGCCGCCCUCAUCUUACACCGCAAGGGAUUUGACUGUGGCCUUGAGGCCAAGAACCUGGGCUUCAACUGUACCACAAGUCAAGGCAAGCUGGCCCUGGGGAGCCUCUUCCACGGCCUGGAUGUGGUAUUCCUGCAGCCAACCUCUUUGACUUUGCUGUACCCUCUGGCCUCACCCUCCAACAGCACGGACAUCUUUGUGGAGCCCAUGGAGAUUGGCACCUUCCGCCUCCGCUUGGGUUAGGGUAGGGCUUCUUGUGGCCUGAAGAGAGAGUUCAUCCACAGAGACCGCCUCUUCACACCAAGAUGGGGUUGGACACGUCACACUAGUACCACAUCCCGUUCUGCCCCUCAGAACUGUGACAGACUGGGCUUUGCCCUUGCGUUGUCUACUUCUGCUUCUGUGUUUGGGACAGCCCACACACCCGCGGUGAGCAGAGGCCAGUGGGACAGGGAGAGGAGGUUCUUUGGGUUGGGAGUGGGCGCCCAGGGGGGCACAGGCUCAGGCUCCCAUCCCUUCCCCAAAAUGGGACGUAGGAAGAGUGGGGGCACGUGGGAGAGGUCAAGGAGGCUGAGGGGGAGCGGACCAGAGCCAGGUGACUGCAGUUAUGAGCUAGCUCUAGGGGGUCCUAUGUGACAUAGACCCCACACGGCCUAGUAUGAGGCACAGGGCAGAGUGCUUCUGGGAGAAGGGCAGAAGGACCCAUUGUUAGUGGAGCGGAGGAGCGGAAGGAUCCCGAACUCUCCCAAGAGCUGAAGGGCUUUGCGCUUUCCGUUCUCGGCCUCUGCUCGAAGUGCCGCUGGGCCUGUCUGCCCUGCCUAGUGACUGCUGGGUGGCAGGGAGGACUUGCCUGAGACUCUAAAUCAAGGCCAGAGGCCAGAGAGCACUUCGGGACCCCACACCCAUGCUGCGCUGGUCAUUUGGUGAUGUGCGGAUUUGUGGCGGGGGUGAGAGGUGUCUCCCACCCUUCCUGUCUCUUCAGCUCACACACCACUCUCCUCACAAGUUCCUGUCGUGGGGUUCCUGGCUAACUUCCUUUCCCUAGAAAGGAAAUGGAGCUUCCAGGAGCCCUGUGUUUGGGCACCUUGGGAAGGUACCCAUGCUGGGUCCAGUGGAAGGCUGAGAGGCUAAUCUUCGUUCGAUCGGCAGAAACACGACUCUCCUGGUGUGUGGGACGAAGAGGGUGGAGACAAAAUUAGGAGGCUGUAUGCUUCGAUGAGCCUUCAUUUUAGCUUCAAUUACUAGAGAAUUUGUCUAUAAAUGGUGAAAGAGAGUUGGUAAAAGUGAAACUCCAUCUCUCAUGAAGACUUAGUAAGCCGAGACUAGAAAGACGCAUCAUAGUCUAGACAAAGGUCCCUGUCACCAGUGAAGGACCAAACAGCACAGGCACUGUCCUGAGAGUCAGAACCUAGCCGGGGGCAUGCUGUGAUGUAGCAGAGCCAUGGUAUCACCCACCCCUCAAUUCAGAUGGAGACAAAGAAGAAUCAUGACUGCCACUGUUUUUAAACCGUAAGCUACCUAAGAUAUCAGUGUCAACUGAAGACCCAGCAGGCCAUUCUGUGAGUUGCCUCAGUACAUGCUCCUUCCCAAAGCAGCCCAUAAAAUCAAUGGAAUUCCAGCGAGAUUGUCACUUUUUGGACUUCUGCCAGUUCUGCCAUUCAUUUAGGAGAGUACAGGAUGAGGACGUGAGUAGUUCUGAAAGGCAGUGGUGAUGUAUGCUGAUGGUACCAAGGUGGCACAAGGCACUGUAUGGCAGAGUCCUCAAAGGCUUGGACUCUGCCAGCAUGAGUUCAGUCAUCAUGAUCAGAUCAGAGAGACUGAUGGGCAACACAGAGUUCAGACAGAUCCAGGCACACAGAAAUGUGUGCAUGAUUUCAAGUGCAGGGAGGUGGGGGAGAUGGAUUAUUUAAUAAAUAGUUCUUUGAGACAACUAGCUAUCUGUUAGUUAGAACUCUACCUCAGUUUCCCAAAAAACUAGGUCUAGAGGGAAAAAAAAACAAGAAACACACACACACACACACACACACACACACACACACACACAC